AUAGAAGAACAAGGCGAUAAGGAUUCUUAUCAACUGAAAAUACCAAGCGUAAUGGAUGGUACUAUAUAAAUACUUUGAUACUGAUAGGAGAUUGCAGAUUAACAUACAGAAUAGUGACGAGAACCAAAUUUAACACUACGGUGACAAUAAAACAAAGAACGAAAAAUGGUUGUACGUCAUACAAUCCAGGGAUAUGAAAACUUUUUGAAAUUUAUGGAAAAGUUCGAAGCCAACGAACCGGUUUAUGUGCUUUAUAGUGGUACGAAACUUCCCAAUGGAAAAAGUUGGUGUUCCGACUGCGUUGAAGCGGAACCUUUUAUAGAAGAAGGAAUAAAAGCAGCUCCAGAAUCAGUACACUUGGUUGUCGUAGAAGUCGGAGAUCGACCACUCUGGAAAGACUUGAAUUGUCCAUUUCGAAAAAAUUCUACCACCAAGUUAAAAGUACUACCAACGUUGGCAAGAUGGGGUACACAAAAACGUCUGGAAGGUGAUCAGUGUCUGAAAGUGGAUCUCAUUGAAAUGUUACUGACAGAUGACGAUGAUUAAAGAACAAUAGUCUUGUUGCACUAAUGAAGUUCAAGACAAGCAGUUCUGUAAGUCUCCAAAGAUAAAUAUUGCAUCCAAAGUUGUUUAGUAUGAGAUUGUUUUUUUUUUUGUUUUAUUGUUAAAAAACCACAGUAGAAUUAUCCAUUCUAUUUUAUACAAACAUGU
This is a messenger RNA of Dufourea novaeangliae, 711 nucleotides long. Its product is annotated as thioredoxin domain-containing protein 17-like. The transcript has 4 exons. Gene Ontology annotation, cellular component: cytosol. The record is from RefSeq and is a predicted model, not a curated record. Bases 166 to 546 code for a protein of 126 amino acids. Gene Ontology annotation, molecular function: protein-disulfide reductase [NAD(P)H] activity. NCBI's taxonomy places the organism in Eukaryota, Metazoa, Arthropoda, Insecta, Hymenoptera, Halictidae.